Messenger RNA from Pelodiscus sinensis (Chinese soft-shelled turtle), 2758 nucleotides. RefSeq names its product pre-mRNA-processing factor 39-like. Gene Ontology annotation, biological process: mRNA 5'-splice site recognition; RNA processing. The record is from RefSeq and is a predicted model, not a curated record. Gene Ontology annotation, molecular function: protein binding; pre-mRNA 5'-splice site binding. Gene Ontology annotation, cellular component: commitment complex; U1 snRNP; U2-type prespliceosome. Lineage: Eukaryota; Metazoa; Chordata; Testudines; Trionychidae.
CAUGCGCACUGCUGGUUCAGUCCGUGGCGCCGUCAAUCGUACUAGCUUCUGGAGAAGAUGGCGGCUGAAGGGUUGGAAGCGCCGGGGAGCCCACGCUGUGGCGAAGCCGGCACCGAGAAAGCCCCCGGUGGGGGAAGCGAGGGUGGGGAGACCGGCCUGGACGUGGGCGGUCCCAGCCAAGACUUGCUCCCGAAAGCACCAAAUGACUCUACCGAUAAGCAGGAAGACACCAAAGCAGUGCAAGGGUGCAAUGGAGUUAAUGCUGAAGCCAGCGUGAUGGUGUCAGGACUCAAAGACCCUGACGCUAGUGAAGGGAACUGUCAAUAUCCAGCCCCCAAGGAGGGACAUGCAGCAGUGGCUACCCCUGUGUCAACAGAAGAACCUUCCCCCUCCUACCCUCUGGAGUUUGAGAAGUUCUGGAAGGCAGCUCAGGAGAAUCCUCAUGAUUUCACGGCAUGGACAGAAUUGCUGCAGUAUGUAGAACAAGAGAAUCACAUCUUUGCAGCACGAAAAGCCUUUGAUGCGUUUUUUGCUCACUACCCCUAUUGCUACGGCUACUGGAAGAAGUAUGCAGACAUGGAGAGGCGUUUUGACUUCAGCAAGGAGACAGAGGAGGUGUUCGAGCGAGGGCUGCAGUCCAUCCCCCUCAGCAUGGACCUCUGGAUCCAUUACAUCUCUUACCUGCAGGCUACCUUAAAUAUGAACCUUCCUGAGUCCAUACAGAAGAUCCACAGUGUGUUUGAGUCAGCCGUAGCUGCUGCAGGAAUGGACUUCCGCUCAGACAAAUUGUGGGAGAUGUACGUGGAGUGGGAAAGAGAACAAGGUGAUCUGAAAUGCAUCACUACUAUUUAUGACCGAGUGCUCGCCACACCAACCCAGAUGUACAGCCACCACUGGGAAAAGUUCAAGGAGCAUGUGAUGAGCAACUCCCCUAAAGACAUCCUGUCUGCAGAGGAGCUGCUCUGGUUGCAAUCCAAGAUCACCACAGGAACUGUACAGAAGCGUGUGGAGACAGAGGUGGAAGAGGUGCCACCCGGGGAAGACUUGCCUCCAGGGGUGGAAGUCAAGCCAGAAAAAGGAGCUGAUGCCCAGGGAGACCUGGACCAGGACAAGAUCCGGGAGCUCGUUAUCUCCAUCCGACAGCAAGUGUAUACCCAGAACGAGACAGAAGUCAGCAAGCGCUGGAACUUUGAGGAAGGGAUCAAGAGGCCAUACUUUCAUGUCAAGCCCCUGGAACGAGCACAGUUGAAGAACUGGCGCGACUACCUUGACUUUGAGAUCACCAGUGGCUCCCAUGAGCGCACCAUUGUGCUUUUUGAGCGCUGUGUCAUUGCCUGUGCCCUUUACGAGGAGUUCUGGAUCAAAUACACGAAAUACCUUGAGAACCACACUGUGACUGGGGCCAGGAGUGUCUUCCAACGAGCUUGUGGCUACCAUCUCCCCAGGAAGCCUAACAUCCACCUCCUGUGGGCUGCAUUUGAAGAGAAGCAAGGAGAUCUGGAGGAGGCACGUCGCAUCUUGAAGUCUUUUGAGGAGUCCAUCCCUGGGCUAGCCAUGGUUCGGCUGCGGAGAGUAAGCUUGGAGCGGCGACAUGGCAACCUGGAGGCAGCUGAAGCUCUGCUGCAGGAAGCCAUACGGGACAAUGAGGGGAUGCCCCUGGCCUCAUUUUAUGCCAUUAAGCUGGCCCGACAGGUGCUGAAAGUUCAGAAGAAUCUAAUAAAGGCUCGGAAGAUUCUCAUGGAAGCAUUAGAGAAAGAUCCGGAAAAUGCAAAGCUCUACACCAAUCUCCUGGAGAUAGAGUUCAGCGCUGAUGUCAGGCAAAAUGAAGGCAACACCAUGAACUGCUUUGAGAGAGCCCUGAACAGUGGCCUCCCUGAGGAGACCAAGAUUGUCUUCUCACAGCGGAGAGUGGAGUUCCUUGAGGACUUUGGUUCUAGCAUACACAGCUUGCUGACAGCGUAUGAUGAACAUCAGAAGUUCCUUAAGCACCAGAUGACUAGGAAAAGAGCCCCUGAGAAUGGCUGCUCUGAUGAACCAGAAGACAAAAAGCUGAGAGCUGAGGAUUCUCAUGGGAUGCUCAAUCCUGGGAUUACUGCUGCAGGCAUGGCACCAGCGAUGGGCGGAGACAUGAGCACCAAUCCAGCAGCCGCUUAUAACUACAACACCUGGUAUCAGAACUACGGCGUCUACGGGUAUCAAAAUCCAUGGAACUACAACCAGUAUUACCCACACAGCUGAAAGUGACAAAGUGUGAGAGAUGCAAUCAGUUCAAAAGAUCAAGGAGCAGCCACUUUACAUUUGCUUCCAAGAAAAGACAUGAAAGGAAAGUGGCUAUUGACUCUCUGUAAGAGAGAGAAACUGAACUGUCUUAUUAAAGUCCCAUUUCUCCCCUCAUUGUGGUGCCCUAACUCCUUCCUUAACCCACAGUAUGAACUGGGUUAGAUCAUGUCUGAUCUUCAUCUCCAAUGGUGGCUACUGCCUCUUUGCACUGAAUUGAUCUCUUUUAGUGGGGAAAGUCUAAGAAUCAUUUCCUGUCUGUGGUGAAUUCAAACUAGCCUCACUGCAGACCAACAGGGAUCCAAAAGCUGAAGUCACUUGGCAACAGCAACCCAUGAAUGAUUCCUUACUUGGUGCUCAUAGAGCAGAAGUUUUUUUUAAAUUAACUUUAUUGCAACAAUCACCCAGGGAAGGGUCAUUUUGUAAACUUUUCCUGUACAUUUCAUGUGGUGUAAAUAAACAUACAAUUAAUCAGACCGUA